Messenger RNA from Phyllotreta striolata, 1956 nucleotides. The record is from the annotation of a GenBank genome assembly. NCBI's taxonomy places the organism in Eukaryota, Metazoa, Arthropoda, Insecta, Coleoptera, Chrysomelidae.
UUUUCGACCGCUGUUCGCGCAUUAUAACCUCUUUUUGUUAUUUGUUUACGUGAAAUUUCUGUAGGAAAAACAGCGAAAAAUCGCCGAAAAUCAACAGGAAAACAAUCGAAUUUCCUCGCUUUCCAUUCGCCAACAAAUAAAACACUCGAAAAUCGCCAGGCGAAAAGGAGAAACAAGGACGAAAAAUGGACAAUUUAGAAGCCAACAUAAUGGACAAGUCCAUGCGAUCCGUCUUCGUGGGAAACAUCCCCUACGAGGCCACCGAAGAGAAACUGAAGGACAUUUUCGGGGAAGUGGGGCAAGUGCUGUCGUUCAAACUGGUCUUCGACCGUGAAACGGGCAAACCCAAAGGCUACGGCUUCUGCGAGUACCGAGACCAGGAAACCGCCUUGAGCGCCAUGAGGAACCUAAACGGAUACGAAAUAGGCGGGCGGAAUUUACGCGUGGACAACGCCUGUACGGAGAAGUCUCGAAUGGAGAUGCAGAAUCUGCUCAAUCAGCCGCCCGUCGAGAAUCCCUACGGGGAGCCCAUCCAGGCGGAGAAGGCUCCGGAGGCGAUCAGCAAAGCGGUGGCUUCGCUGCCUCCGGAGCAGAUGUUCGAGCUGAUGAGACAGAUGAAGAGUACCAUACAGAAUAACCCAACCGAAGCGAGACAGAUGCUUUUGCAAAAUCCCCAAUUGGCCUACGCCCUUCUACAAGCCCAAGUCGUCAUGAAAAUCAUCGAUCCUCAUACGGCAGCCAGUUUACUGCACCCCGUCAAUCAAGUACCGGCCACUUUGCUGGCGGGCGAUAAGAACGUAGGCCUGCAAGUGCCCAUCGGGAACCAAUACAGGGAGCCCCCGGGGCCAGUGCAGGCCCCCAGGCAGGAGUACCAACCCGUACCGCCCCCGACUGCAGUCGUACAUCCGGGUCACGUGCAACAACAGCCAGUUUUUACCGGUCAAGACGUCGAUUUGAGAUCAAUGGGAAACGUGACUGAUCCGAGAAUCAGACCGAUGAUGGUCGAUCAGGAUAUGAGACAAAUGCCGAACGUCAUCCAGAAUCCACUGCCGCCUACGAUCAGUGAAAGUCUUGCCAAAGCGGGAGAUUCCAAAACCGAUAACUUUUCGAGAGAUCCCCGAAGCGCCACCGGCGGCUUCCCAUCGGAUCCGAGGCAAGCCAGGAUGGACCCGAGACAAAAAAAUAUCGUACCUCCCGCCAUCCAACAACCACCAUCAUCGGUGAAUCCAAAAUUGAAUCAAGCGGGCCCCGUCCUGCCGCCGCCCGUCCGACCUGCGCAGAACGUCAUCGCGCAAUCAACGCCUACCGCGUCUGCCAUAUCUUCAUCGUUGUCGUCGGGAUCGGCAGGAGUGGGAUCGGCGGGUGCCAAUGUGAUGAGUCCGGGUAUCGGAGGAGCGGGUGCUACUGAUCAGGAAAAAGCCGCCUUGAUUAUGCAAGUCCUCCAAUUAUCCGAUGAGCAAAUUGCGAUGUUGCCGCCUGAACAGAGAAAUAGCAUUUUGGUGUUGAAAGAACAAAUUGCGAAAAGUGCGCAUGUCCGUUGAAAGGAAACGAAAAAGCUGCAUAAUUAAUGAAUAAACUUAAAUUGUAUGGAUAUUAGAAUUAAUAAUUAAGAGGGGCGUUGAGCACUUCAACAGUCGCACCAAUCGCCCCUAGAAUCUAGUAAUUUUUUUGUAGUUUCAUUAAUUGAACCAGAUGGCGUUAGCGGUCUCAAAAUUAAAUUUUUAGCCAGGUUUUUAACCAAUGAAAUUCAGAAAAUGUACUAACAGAGACUAUUUUACAAAGUAAAUGUAUUGUCGCAUUGUAAAUACAGUAAAUUUGCAUAAGCAGGUAGUCCUUUAUGAUUGUCCGUCUAAUCGUUUUCGACCCCUAACACUCUGGCGAAUAUUCUCUCUAUUUUUGUAGCGGCGAAAAUGCAUUUUUGCUUUUAAAAUUUACAAAUUUAAUUUUUAAAAACAU